Molecule: messenger RNA, 1926 nt
Organism: Pedinophyceae sp. YPF-701
Lineage: Eukaryota; Viridiplantae; Chlorophyta; Pedinophyceae
Source: the annotation of a GenBank genome assembly
AUGCGGAGGGAAGCGCUACGGUACGAGACGGCGCUGGGUCAGAGCCUGGUGCUAGUCGGGGACGGCCCGGCGCUGGGGAACUGGAACGUCGACGCCGCGGCCAAGAUGGAGUGGAGCGAGGGCCACGUGUGGAGCACGACGGUCGAGCUGCCCCGCGGGGCCACUGCGGACUUCAAGCUCGUCCUCCUAGAGGGCGACGGGACGGCCGUCUGGGAGCAGGGCGACAACCGCUCGGCUGAGCUGGGGGAGGAUGUGGCGAGCAUGGCGAUCAACUGCGACUGGGACGACACGUCGUCCACCGCCGUCGAGGAGUACGAGGUCCUCGAGGCGGACCCCGAGGCCGCCGAGCCCACGGCGCCGGAGACCCCCAGCGCCGCCGACGACACCGCUACCGCCACGCCCACCGCCCCCGACGCCGAGGACAGCGCAGACGCAGCGGCGGCCCCCGCGCCCGCCGCGGAAGCUCCGGCGCCGGCGGCGCCCUUCGUCGACGUCGUGACGGAGUCGGACUUCGAGGCAGACUCCCCCGCCGACUCCCCCGAGGAGGACCCCGUCCCCGACGCCGCCGCGCCGGAGGCCGAGGCCGCGGCCGCCGAGGAGCCUGUCGACGCGGCUCCUGCGCCCGCCGAGGCGCCCGUGGCGGCGCGGGAGCCGGAGAGCCUGGAAGGCGCGACGUUCCUUGCGGAAGAGUCCGAGAGCGACAUGGCGGCGCCGGCGGCGGCGAUCGCGGACGCGGAGUCCGACGUCGAGGACGGUCCGCUCGGCGGCCUGGCCUCGGCCGACGAGGGGGGGGAGUCGGACGCGGAGGCCCCCGGGGGGGCCCCGGCGACGCUGGACCUCGCGUUCGAGUCCGACGCGGCCGCGGGCGAGGCCGGCGUCGACGUGGAGGCGGAGGAGGCGUCCAGGGCGGAGGCGUUCUUCGCGCGGGUGCGCGAGCGCGCCCAGAGCCCCCCGCCCGCAGCUGCUGCGGACAGCGACGAGAAGGCGGCCGCCGCGGCGGCGGAGGCAGCGGCGGCGGAGGCGGCGGCGGCGGAGGCGGCAGCGGCGGAGGCGGCAGCGGCGGCCGAAGCGGCGGAGGCGGAGGCGGCGGAGGCGGAGGCGCGGGCGGCGUUGUUCUUUGGGCAGGUGCGGGAGCGCGCGCGGGCGCCGGCGCAGCAGUUCGGCGCCGACUCCGACAGCGACUCGGACGCGGAGGUCACGGCGGAGGAAGCAGCGAAGGCGGCGUCGCUUUUGUUCUUCGACAGCGUGCGCGAGCGCACGGGCCGCACCGCGUCGGCCGACGAGGACUCGGACGACGAAGCCACCUCCGCGGACGCGGCGCUGCAGAAGCACCGCGCGGCGGCCGCGAAGGCCGAGUCCGCUGCCGCGGCCGCCGCCGCGGCCCUGCGGGAGACGGAAGAGUUGCUGAAGAAGCCGAGCGUGCCUGCGCCCAAGGUCACCAACCGGACGGGGUCGCAGGACGACGACGUCUUCGAGUACACGGAGGAGCUGCUGAAGUCGGUGGACAUCGACAUUGUGGACGACGCGGACGGACAGAAGGUGUUUCGCGUGACGGGGUCGUCGUCGUCCGACGACGAGGGGGGCGCGGCGCCUGAGAGCGAGGUCGAGACAGAGGAGGAGGAGGAGGAGGAGGAGGAGGAGGAGGCUGAGGCGGAGCCGGUGGCGGUGGGCGCGGCGCCGGCGCUGAAGUCGACGCUGGACGAGGAGGCCUCCAGGGAGGAGCGGGAGCACAUGGACGGGAUGUCGAUCGCGGUGCGGAAGGCCGGGCGGCGGCGGAGCUUCCAGCGGCGCUUGCGGCGGCAGCUGAAGUCGAAGCCGGCCACGCGCAAGCGUGUGGGCACGAGCGCACGCAGGCGCGGGGCCGUGCGGAGCUGGCGGGGCAGCUGGCUGAACCGGUACGCGGAGGGCAGCAUGGACCAGGACUGA